Molecule: messenger RNA, 2738 nt
Organism: Vespula pensylvanica (western yellowjacket)
Lineage: Eukaryota; Metazoa; Arthropoda; Insecta; Hymenoptera; Vespidae
Product: cytokine-inducible SH2-containing protein-like
Exons: 3
Coding region: 475-1665 (396 amino acids)
Biological process (GO): protein ubiquitination; intracellular signal transduction; phosphatidylinositol phosphate biosynthetic process
Cellular component (GO): phosphatidylinositol 3-kinase complex
Molecular function (GO): 1-phosphatidylinositol-3-kinase regulator activity
Source: RefSeq, a predicted model, not a curated record
UUCUCAGAAAAGAUAAAAAAAUAACAAAAAUAUAAAUUAAUUUUUACAAUCACAGAUUAUAGUAUCGAUAAUUUAUGACGAAUCGAAAUUUUCAAUAGCAUUCUAACGUGGGUUAAAUUAACAGUUUAUUUUAACUUAACACUAUUCAUAAUUUAAAUAAACACUGUUCAUUGGCGACAGCUUGAUCGCCGAUCAAUGUUUUUGAUUCGUAAUCAAGAGAGAAUUAUAUGUAUGCUUGAUCAAAAGAGUGUAAAAAUAGUGUCAAUUUUUAAUGGAGAGAUACACAUGUCAGGUUAGAGUGAGUUUGAAUGUGUACAAUAUACGUGUACGUAUACGAGUGUAAAAGAAAAUAAUCAUUAAACUAUUUUAUAACAAAUGUGUUUAAUAUCAUAAAUAUUACAAAUGAUAAUUAAUCAAAUUCCGUGUUUUGUUCACACUUGAACGAGAACGAAACUCUGGUCUUCUGUUUUGGAUAUGGUCAAUCAAAUGGAUAACACAAAAUCUUCAAAAUACGGAUUAAUAUCUUGGAAAUUGAAUAAGAAGCCUUUGGGUUUCUUAUGGAAACGUCAUUAUCGUGAAAAUGUCAUAAAAGCAGAUGAAAACAAAUGGAAGGGAGAAGAUCCUAACACUAUCAACAUUGCACCUUGCAAACCACAAAAUAAUAGUACCAACAAAAUAUCACACGGUUUUUUUGGAAAUAUUAAGAAACAUUUUGCAAUCUGCAAAGCUAAGCAAAAAGUAAGCAAAGCUAUCACAGCCGAUCAUCUUUAUGAGACCCAACAAAUAAUGUUCAAGGUUGAAAACGACAAGCCAGCAAAAUCUUCUUUUUACAUUGACACGCCGCUGAUUGAACAUUGUCUUCCUUCUAUAAUUACAGAUAAUUCACAAGCUAAUGUCAUACAAAGUACUAUAAAUGAAAACAAUGUUAAUUGCGAUACUCAAUUUUCUUCACCUUUAGAUUGUGAAACAGAUAUUUAUUCAAAAGAAGAAACAAAAGAUCUAGAAGUACUUGACGGAGAAUAUGAUACAAGAGAUAAAAUGCAUAUCGAUUCAUUACUAGAAUCUCCAGCAUUGCGUACUACAGAUGAAAAACAAACAGUACAAUAUACAAGUAAUACGGAUGCAGAAAAUGAUAUGACAAUAAACGAUGAAAGUAAGUUGAAGGCAUGUCUCACAGAAGAAUUGUUGAAAUUGAGCAAAUAUGGUUGGUAUUGGGGUCCCAUAUCUGGAAACGAGGCUGACCUUAAACUUAUGUCAGAACCAGAUGGUGCAUUUUUAGUUAGAGAUUCAUCCGAUGAUAGGUAUUUAUUAACAUUAAGUUUUAAAUCAUCGGGAAAAUUACUUCACGCACGAAUAGAGCACAGCAGAGGUAUUUUUUCAUUAUGCAACCGUGGAGAGAGUAAAUCCUUUACUUCCAUAGCUGCUUUAAUCGAUUAUUCUAUGAACUUCAGUGAAACUGCAGUUAUUUGUUAUUCAAGACCCAAAUAUCCUGGAUGUCCAUCGUUUCCUGUAAGACUAACAAAGCCAGUUAGUAGGUUCACUCAAGUAAAAAGUUUACAGUAUCUUUGUCGUUUCGUUAUACGACAAAAUACAAGAUUGGACAAUAUUCACAAAUUGCCCUUGCCAAAAAGCAUGAAAGGAUAUAUAGAAGAGGCGCAUUAUUAAGACACGAAACGAUGCAAUUAAUUUAAUACAUGUUAAAAACUUUAAUAAUACGACAAUUAAAAUGUCAAUGUGAUAAUUUUAGAGUAUUGCUGAAAAGAAUUAAAUUUAUAUUUAGAGAUAAAUUUUUUAUGUGCUUUUGCACAUUUACAUGACAAAAGUAUUGGCAAUAUAAAAAAAACUGAACGCACAAUCGAAAUAAUUGCAUUUGUUAAAUAAAUAAUGUGUGCAUAUAGUACAUAAAAUUUGAUAGAAAAAUAUAUUUUACGAUAUCUAUACGAUGUAGUACAAAAGGUGCAUUCUACAAAUUUGAAAUAAACAGGAGGAACGCAUGUAUAUAUUGCACCAAAAAUGUCAAACGUUUAUCUAUUAUCGAUACAAUCAUUUAUACGCACAAAUUAAACUUUAUUUCUUAGAUUAGAUUAAAUAAUAAAACGUGGAAUUCUUAAUAUCUGCAUCUUGAUAAAAACUUAUUUUGAUUUGGAUCUUAUAAUUACAGUGCAAAAAUGAACUUGAACAGAUUAGCAAAUAUAUGUAUAUAAAUUUAAUGCAGACUUGUCUGCUUUUUAAGAUAUUACAUUUAUUAAUUUUGAUCGAAAAAUUUAUGAAAAUUAAUUAGAAAGGCAAACGACGUAUGUUGAUAAUGAAAUACCUUGAACGACGCGAAUUGUACGAAAAGUUAUGAAUUGCAUCGCCGAUUCCUCAUGUUUGUUACUCGUAUUAUUUACAAUUACCUUGUAUAAUCUUUAUAAACACAUAAAAACAAGCGAUUCAUGUUACAACAUUGCUUUUACGUGAUGAACGAGUACAGGUAAUCUCGACUUAACAAAUUCUUCGUCCUUUUACAAAUUCGCAUCUUUGAGAAUAGUUUUUUAAUUGGCAAAAAUAAAUUAUCAGCAAAAAAAAAAAAAAAAAAAAAAAAGAGAAAUUUAUCACAAGUUAAACCAAUAUAUGGGAAAUAUAAAAUCGAAACAGAAAUUACUUUAUAAAGGCGACGACUACUCGUAAAGAAAAAAAUUCUGUGACCAUUUAUCUUUAUACAUAUAGCUGUUUUUAAUAAACGAUAUUAAAAUUCA